AUGGAUGGCGCUACGAAGCAAGAAGCGGUCGGCCCGUCGGAGAAGGGCGACCGAGUGCCUGGCAAGGCGGAAACGGCGCUCUUCAACUACGUCAGGCCGCAGUUGCGCAAGGUCCACGAUCCCGAUGUCACCUUCGAGGAAUAUCACUACUACGCGAAGAAGACGCGCGAGGAGGAGUUGACGCUCGAGGCUCCCAAGACCAACUGGAAGGCCCUCGUGAUGAAGAAGAAGACUCCCAGUGGAGAAGGUGACGCAAGCACGCAAGCAGCAGCUCGCAUGCCCACAGAAGAAGAACUGGCAAACCGUGCCAAUCGCCUUGAAAUCACCGACGAGGAAUGGACCAAUGCAAGUCGCGCCUUCAGAACGGCGUCGGGUGGUGCCUGCUUCUACUUGAUCACUACCGACAUCCUAGGCCCGUUUCCGGUCGCGUUCUCGCUGGGCACGUUGGGAUGGGGUCCAGGUAUCGCUUUCUAUACCAUAUUCGGUUUCUUCGCAGGUUACUCGGGUUACCUGAUCUGGAGAGUGUUCAUCGGCAUCGACAGCUACGAGUUCCCGGCUCGAAACUACGGUGAUCUGGGGUUCCGCACCUGGGGCACAGCCGUUCGGCACAUAACCAACUUCCUUCAAGCAAUCGCGCUCCUUCUCCUUCUGGGACAAGUUACAAUUCUCUUCGGCCAAAACAUAUCGGAGAUCUCGAAGUUUCGACUUUGCUAUGUUGUCUGCCCGAUUCUGUUCGUCGUGGCAGGAUUCUUCCUGACACAAAUUCGGACGCUAAAAGCGUACGGCUGGGUGGCUACGCUCGCCAUUUGGAUGAACCUUUUGACCAUCUUCAUAUCCAUGGGCGUAAUUGCGAAUUCUGAACCCAAUUUCGCGAUCGCGACGCUGGGCUCCGCGGGCAGUGCUGUUGACAAAAGCACAAUCACCCCCGACAAAGACGGCAACUACCCGCCCAUCAUGCACUACACUGGUCUACCGCCGGGCGGCCUGGUCGGCUCAAUCAACGGCUUGCUAUCUGGGGUGCUGGCCUAUGCAGGCGCUCAGCUAUUUGUGGAGUUUCUGGCCGAGAUGAAGCGACCCAGGGACUUCCUCAAGGCGAUGUGGGGUGCCCAGUUGUUCAUUUACACGGCGUAUCUCGUCUACGGAUGCUUCGUCUACCACUUCCAAGGCCAGUAUAGCUUCAACCCAAGCUUCCAGGGUGUGAGUACCUACGCCUGGCAGACCGUCGGCAACUGCAUUUCCCUCGUGGCUGGUCUCAUUGCCGCUGGUUUGUACGGCAACAUUGGCAUCAAGGUUGUGUACAACAACAUUCUCUUGGACAUCUUCAAUGCGCCGCCACUGGUGACGAGGAAAGGAAAGCUCAUUUACGCAUCCAUUGUACCGCUCUGGUGGUCGACUGCGUUCAUCAUUGCGGCCGCGAUCCCGGACUAUUUCGGCUUCAUCAGCGUCAUGUCGGCUUCUACGCUACUCAACCUCACCUAUACGUUGCCCCCGCUCUUCGCGCUUGGAUUCGACAUUCAGCGCCACGCUGUUCGCAGCGAAAUUGGCGAGGGAUUUGACCCAAGCACCGGACAGGUCACACGCGGAGGGUCAACGCUGCAACGGUGGAUGCGAGGUUUCCGCAGCGGCGGUCCGCUUCAAGUCGCCCUCAAUGUCUGGCACGUCAUUUACUUCUUUGCAUCCUUGUCGAUGUGUGGCUUGGGAAUGUACGCGGCAGUGCAAGGGAUGAUCGAGGCAUUCAAGGAGCCACAACUGAACUCGUUCUCUUGCGUCUCGCCUCUCAACCUCAAUGCAUAG
This is a messenger RNA of Purpureocillium lilacinum, 1794 nucleotides long. RefSeq lists its product as uncharacterized. Gene Ontology annotation, biological process: amino acid transmembrane transport. Gene Ontology annotation, cellular component: membrane. Lineage: Eukaryota; Fungi; Ascomycota; Sordariomycetes; Hypocreales; Ophiocordycipitaceae. The record is from RefSeq and is a predicted model, not a curated record. Gene Ontology annotation, molecular function: amino acid transmembrane transporter activity.